This is a messenger RNA of Sitodiplosis mosellana (orange wheat blossom midge), 2682 nucleotides long. RefSeq lists its product as uncharacterized. The transcript is spliced from 8 exons. The record is from RefSeq and is a predicted model, not a curated record. Bases 684 to 2573 code for a protein of 629 amino acids. Lineage: Eukaryota; Metazoa; Arthropoda; Insecta; Diptera; Cecidomyiidae.
AGUCUGGUUGCUUUUUUUGCUCUUUUAUCUGCGCGCUUUGCAUGCAAUUCACAUCAUUUCAAGCACAUUUCUUAGUUUGUUGGAUGGCACACACAUGAUUUUAUUGCAGUUGAGCAUCUAUUUGCGAAAAAGUGGAGCCGGACUCGUGAUACAAACAAAAUCAAAGUUUUGCAGCGCUCGGAAAAAAUAGCAACAUUUAGCAAAUUCAAAAACAACUGAUAAAAAAGCAACACUUUCUUCUGUCAUUCAUCGGAACCUUGAUAAACAAAAAAAACGCUAUUUGAUUAAGUUCAUUUUUCGUGUAUGAAUGAUGAAUAUUUUCAACGAGAUAUUUUUAAUCAAUUCAUUGAAUCAAUUGUAAAUAAGAAAAAAAUACCAUACAGGGAGCUUCUUAUUGAAUAUUGAAGUUCAGCAGGAAAUUCUAAACAAAAAACGUAUCAAGCGACUUAUAUUUGUACUUGAGACUUGGGGAACCUUAUCAGUCAACUGAUUUUUUUUUCGUGGAUCGUGUUCUUAUUUUGAUGAUUUUUUGAGCUAAAUUUUUCAAGAAGAGUUGAUACUUGAGCGCGACCAAAUUUCAUGAUAAUUAAAUAGUAUGUAAACAAAUCUGAAGCGAGCUGGUCGGAUUUAGCUUCCGAAUGAUUAUUCGUGAUUAGUUUGAAAUAUUUUUGAUAUAUAGCAAGAUGCUUGCAUUUUCUAAUAUUCGAGUGUUGUUGUUUAUCAUAUUGAUUGCAGUUUGCUAUGGUCAAUAUAAGGACGGAAUAGAGACUGAGAAACCGUAUAUCGAUUAUCUUACGUUGGAUUAUUUGAGUGUUGAGCAGAGUUUGUGGUCAAGAUUAAAUCAUCUCGGCGACAAAAAUGGACUGUACUCGUUGGUGCAGAGCGAACAUCUCAGAUUCAUCAGCAGUGACUUUGGUGUCACUCCAAAUACCCAAGACUUCGUACCAUCUGGCUAUCUUGCCAAUAAUUUAUCGCUUGUAAAUAUAUUGUUCUAUAACAUGAGCUUGAUAUUGCGCUCUAAUUCUUUCGAUUCACACGAUAUUUACUACGUUCAUGAGAUUUUGGCCAAUUCCAUUGCAUAUUCGGAAAGCAUAUUCCGAGAGGCCAUACGGGCUGAGUUUUGGCAUAAAGGGAAAGACUAUGUUCAACAUUGCCGUCAGUUGGAAUCGUCGCCGAUAACAGUGGAAUCCGAAUUCCAGUUGAUCUACAAUUAUUACAAGGACGUUCGUGCUGCUCUCUUGAAAACAUACAUUUUGACCCAAUUAUCGCACAUGCUAAUAAAUAUCAACAACAAAGGAAAUAAUUUUUCAUCGACGUCGUAUUAUGUGAAGGAUGAGUUGUUCCGUCGUGUCGACUUGAUUAAAAGGAACGUCAAGAAUUUGUUAAAAAUAGCAAAACGCGACUCAUGGGUUUGCGAUCGCUUCCCGUAUUUACAUGCUGACGGUUAUACACAAGUUAUAAAAUUCCUACAAGGCUACAUAGAUAACGAAUUGAAUUUAAACCAAGAGGAUACUUGCCAAAAUAAUUGCGAAGACUUCACAAGUACACGACAUGUGCGAUGCGCAGACAAAACUCUGUGCACACAAAAUCGUAACGAUGAGCUGGUGGUGUGCAACGGUAAAAUUCGCGAUUGUACAGAAAUCCCUAGCGAAGAGGUCGAAGUUUGCUUUGCAGAAAAUACACUGAAGAGAUACCAUUACCUCAAGUAUAGUGAUGGAAACGUGCAUGGCAGCAAACCAGCAACGGAAUGUUCGUCCAUAAAUCAUGCUAAGUCAUGGCGACGUUGGUUUGUUAAGUGUAGCAGUUGCUAUUGCCUCUGUGAUGAUACGAAAGAUUCAGAACGACAUUUUAGCUUGCAUGAAGUGGUAUCUGAUAUCGAACAAAAUAAGGUUAUCACGGGAGUUCGUUUUGUUAAAGAAAACGGAGUGAUUCAAUUGUCUAUCUCGCAACGAACUCUUCUGCCGUUCGGUCAAACCGAAGAGUCAGAGCAAGACACAUGGAAGCUGGCAGAUUAUCAAUUUGCGGCAACAGAUCAUAGCGCCAUCGAUGGAGUGGAUUAUUUCACAUUGACCUAUGAAAAUCGGUCGAUAAAUCUGGACGAUUUGGUAGUGCCGCAAGGAAAAUUGGUGACCGGCAUUCGAUUUUUCAAUCUAAAUGGACAUUUAGCUUUGCAGAUAAGAGCAACUGAUUUCGAUUACUUUAGCGGUCGUUUGGAGAACAUCACCCACACUCCUUGGGUCAUGAGUGAAUACGGUGGCCAAACGGAGAUUGAAAUCGCAAAGAAAGCCAAUUCCCUGGUUAGCGUUGUUAGCGGUUUGUAUAUUCCCGACACUACUAUCAAUGCAUUCGUUCGCUUCGGGCCCAGUGACAUUCAAUUCGACGUUGGACAGUCGACAGUACCACUGAUUGAUACGAUGCCAAUCGAAUCGCGGAACCCAGUUGCACUCGGCGGUAUUGGACUUGCCUACAAAAAGAACGAAGAGUCUGGCGGUUUUAUUGGAUUGAAAACGAUCACCUACGAUUUUGCUAUAGCCGAUGUAACCAUCGACGAAGAGUACGAUUACAUUGAUUGAAAAUUAAAUUAGAUAAUUACAUUAUUAUAGCAUGUAUCCAAUAUUGAAUUGAUUGGCAAAUUAAUAGAUGAAGAUACAUUUGUACAAAUAAAUCACUUGUCCAAUUGAA